AUGGUUGCUGUACGAAAGACCGCCCUCAUCACAGGCUGCUCCGCUGGCGGUGUUGGUGUUGCCAUCGCCGAAGUCUUCCAAGAACACGGCUACCAUGUAUUCGCCACCGCCCGCACCCCCUCGAAAGUCCCACAGACGUUGCACGCCGCUUCCAAUGUCACCGUGAUGAGCCUUGACGUGAUGUCCGUCGACUCCAUCGCCGCCGCGGCGGAACAAGUCGCCAAGCAGGCGGGCAAGCUCGAUGUUCUGAUAAACAACGCCGGGCUGGGGUUGAACGCGCCCGUUCUCGACACCCCUCUCAAGGAAGCCAAGCAGCUCUUUGAUCUCAACUUCUUCGGGCCGAUGGCCAUGCUGCAGUCCUUCGGCCCGUUGCUCAUCAAGGCCAAGGGCUGUGUGGUGAACAUUUCCUCUGUCGGCGGAGCAAUCAAUUUUCCUUUUUCAAGCAUCUACAAUGCCUCAAAGGCGGCUCUGAUUCAAGGAAGUGAGACAUGGCGCCUUGAGCUCGCUCCCCUUGGAGUUCGCACAAUCACUCUCAUGACGGGCGGCAUCGCAACGAGCUUUUUUUCCAACAUGCGCACCUUGCCGAUACCCGAGUCAUCCAACUAUUAUGGAAUCAAGAGCAUUAUCGAGGAAAACCCGGACCAGAAUCCCUAUGGUAUGGAGCCAAAGGCGUUUGCCACUCAACUGCUCCGCCACGUGGAGCGGGGUGCCAGCGGCAAGAUAUGGCUGGGUGGAGGUGUUUCCAUGGCGCGCAUGCUGCUGUGGCUCUCUCCGUCAAGCGCCGUGGUUAGUAUUCACAUUAGACACCGAAUCUCUAGUACUGAAGACUGGCUAACUGUCAACAUAGGAUGGAUUGGUCGAAAGACAGAAGCGAUUCUCCAAAGCAUUGGCUGA
Microdochium trichocladiopsis is the source of this 894-nucleotide messenger RNA. RefSeq lists its product as uncharacterized. NCBI's taxonomy places the organism in Eukaryota, Fungi, Ascomycota, Sordariomycetes, Xylariales, Microdochiaceae. The record is from RefSeq and is a predicted model, not a curated record. Gene Ontology annotation, biological process: triglyceride catabolic process; phosphatidic acid biosynthetic process. The coding region runs from base 1 to 894 and encodes 297 amino acids. Gene Ontology annotation, molecular function: acylglycerone-phosphate reductase (NADP+) activity; triacylglycerol lipase activity. Gene Ontology annotation, cellular component: lipid droplet; endoplasmic reticulum. The transcript is spliced from 2 exons.